AAUCGGAGCUUUUUGAAAUCGCAGAAACUCGUCUUGUUGUUAACAGAAAAUUGGUGGCGUAAAAUUUUGUUAUCUCGUCCUAUUAUGGCUCAGAAUAUCAACCCGACUUACGCUUCAUCGUCAAAUCCCGCCAAACAAAACGAGGACACGAUAAAACUGCAGGACAAUCAUGCAGUCAGCAAAAGAUUGCAAAAAGAGUUGAUGGAGCUAAUGCGGUGUGCUGAUAAAGGUAUAUCCGCGUUCCCCGAGAGCGACAAUCUUUUCAAAUGGAUAGGGACCAUCAACGGACCUCAAGACACUGUGUACGCGGGACACAAAUACAAAUUAUCGCUGGAGUUCCCUAAUUCGUACCCUUAUGCGCCACCCGUCGUGAAAUUCAUUACUCCGUGCUACCAUCCAAAUGUAGAUACAAGUGGUUUAAUAUGUUUGGACAUUUUGAAGGACAAGUGGACAGCUCUGUAUGACGUACGCACGGUGUUGUUGUCUAUCCAGAGCCUCCUUGCGGAGCCUAACACGCAAAGUCCACUAAACCAGCAAGCGUCAUAUCUGUGGCCGAACCAAGCUGCUUAUAAAAAGUACUUAGACGAAUUUUAUAAUAAACACAAAGAUUCAUAGUGUGUAGUUGUAGUGUCGUAUUAUGUUUUGAUUUGCGUUGUAUUUUGUGUUGUGAAUGUUUGAAUCAUGUUUGCAAAGGACGGGAGGUCAAUCGUAACUUAUUUUUCGCAGUUUUCUUUUAUCAAGUCUAAUUUCUCAUAUAGCAGUACUCACAACACAAUAUGCAAAUGUGCCUCAUAUUUUGAAAUCUUAAUUUACAUAAAAUAAUACCUGUGACAACAACAGAUUCACAAUGUACCCACCGAAAUGUAAGAAAUAAGUACCUAAUCAUGAAAUAACUAUUAUAUACCAUUCAUUUGCCCUGUGCAGUAACUGUUAUUGUAUUGUAUAUUCUCUUCCCUUCUAACUGACCUUGGUACAAAAAGGAUUUCUAAUGUAACUAAAUUACAACCAAAGCAAAAUAUGUCAUUUUUGAAGUCAGUUUCAAAACAAACAAUCUCAGGCUUUAACAACAUCCAUUAAGAUCUCCACUUAGUCAAAUUGAACUUUAAUUUAAAUUAGUACAAUAUUGUUUAGCAUGUUGCCUCCCCCAGGUGCGUGGGCCACUGUGAACGAGAUCACUGACAAUUAUAAUUCUUUAGUGCAAUUCAAAA
This is a messenger RNA of Hyposmocoma kahamanoa, 1208 nucleotides long. It is a transcript of the gene vih, whose product is annotated as ubiquitin-conjugating enzyme E2 C. The coding region runs from base 85 to 615 and encodes 176 amino acids. Lineage: Eukaryota; Metazoa; Arthropoda; Insecta; Lepidoptera; Cosmopterigidae. The record is from RefSeq and is a predicted model, not a curated record. The transcript has 2 exons.